AUGCAUCCUCAUGGUCUUGGGCCGUCAUAUCGUCCCGUCGUGCCUAAAGGGCUGUUGCAGUGCAUUGUAGUGAGAAACACCGAGAGGGACCAGCACAGCAACGCAGCGACGGAACACAUCGAGAAAGAAACACGUAGUCCAUUCUUAGUUGAUUUAUUCCCGAGAACUGCAUGCAGUCAGUCAAAAGGAAAAAGAUAUCAGAGAGCGAAUACGCCUCUGCUGGGCCAUUUCCAGGGCUUCAGGACAGUGCGUAGAGCAAUUGGCUCUGGUGACUUACACGCCCCCCUUCAGCGUCAAGGCAGAUUUUUCCAGCAGCUUUCGCAUGCUGUUGUAGGUAUCAUCAGACGUGGAUUCAGUUUUGCCUCUGCCGAGGUCUAA
Fusarium graminearum PH-1 is the source of this 378-nucleotide messenger RNA. RefSeq lists its product as uncharacterized. The record is from RefSeq and is a predicted model, not a curated record. The coding region runs from base 1 to 378 and encodes 125 amino acids. NCBI's taxonomy places the organism in Eukaryota, Fungi, Ascomycota, Sordariomycetes, Hypocreales, Nectriaceae. The transcript has a single exon.